Messenger RNA from Scaptodrosophila lebanonensis, 1099 nucleotides. It is a transcript of the gene amx, whose product is annotated as TM2 domain-containing protein almondex. The transcript has a single exon. Bases 168 to 989 code for a protein of 273 amino acids. The record is from RefSeq and is a predicted model, not a curated record. Lineage: Eukaryota; Metazoa; Arthropoda; Insecta; Diptera; Drosophilidae.
AUGUAUAUAUGGUGUGAAUUAACGCUCAAGUUCCUUAAUUAAAACCGAUACAGUUUUGCUAUCGGCUGUGCUUGCGCGCAUUGAUUGCUAAGAAAGAAACAAAUAAGAAGAAGAAACAACAACAAAACAACUGUAGCUUAUGCUUGAUUUGGGCAAAUAUUGCAAUUAUGAGACGACAACAACGUAAAUGCAUUGUUGUCAAUAUGCGCUCGGCCGUAGCACUAAUUGUGCUAUUCGUGUCGACGGGCAUUAGGAACAGCGAGACUGCAACGGGUGGCAACCAGAUGGAUUUGGCGGAUGCAAAGAGUGAUCAGCAACUGCAUCCGCGCAAGGACAACAGCAACAAUAACAACAACAACAAUAAUAAUAAUAACAAUGACAACGAAGCCUUCAUACCCAAUCCCAGCAACAUGCUCAGCAAAUCGACAACGAACAGCAACGAGAACAGCACCAACUUCCUGUGUCCACUGGACAAGGACACGCCAUGUGCUCGCCUGCACUUCCCCUGCAUACGCUGUGCCUACGACCAUUCCUGUCUCUAUGGCCGCGAUGUGAACAUCACCUGCGAGGUGGCCAACAAUGUCCAAUGCCAGGGCGAACGUUCGUUCCAGCGCCAAAUGGUCUGUCGCUACUGCUAUCAGGCGGAGAUGUGGCAGCAGAAUUGCGUCCAACGCGCCAAUUGUAACUCGGCAGCGGACAAAUACUAUCGCACCAAUUGCACCGUCUAUCCGGAUGUUCUGUGCCUGGGCAAUCGCUCAUUUACGCGCAACCUAAAAUGCAAUUGGACGCAGGGCUAUAGUUGGAGUACGGCGCUCCUAAUUAGUCUAACUCUGGGCGGCUUUGGAGCGGACCGAUUCUAUUUAGGCCACUGGCAAGAGGGCAUUGGCAAGCUGUUCAGUUUUGGCGGCCUCGGCGUUUGGACAAUUAUCGAUGUACUGCUCAUAUCCAUGCAUUAUCUGGGACCCGCCGAUGGCUCCCUUUAUAUUUAAGUAUCGUUUAGAUUAAAGACUGUAAAGCCUAAUCCCUAGGCAAAAUUUAAUUGUAUAUUUAUGUUUUGUAAAUAAAAAGUUUGACGUUUGUGUAUUUCAAUUCCAAAAAA